Neoarius graeffei (lesser salmon catfish) is the source of this 2488-nucleotide messenger RNA. It is a transcript of the gene smpd5, whose product is annotated as sphingomyelin phosphodiesterase 5. Gene Ontology annotation, biological process: sphingomyelin metabolic process. The coding region runs from base 350 to 2038 and encodes 562 amino acids. NCBI's taxonomy places the organism in Eukaryota, Metazoa, Chordata, Actinopteri, Siluriformes, Ariidae. The record is from RefSeq and is a predicted model, not a curated record. The transcript has 8 exons. Gene Ontology annotation, molecular function: sphingomyelin phosphodiesterase activity. Gene Ontology annotation, cellular component: cytoplasm; extracellular region.
UUGCUGCCACACCUUGAAUACAAGCCGCGGGAACGCGCAGAGGCGCACGGGAGCGAGCCUGACCUAAUCCGCUGAGUGCUUGAAGGAAACCGCUGGAGAGAGAGAGAGGGAGAGAGAGAGAGAGGUGGAGGAGGAAGAAGACAAAGAGGAAUCGAGACAGACUGCAGUCAGUGUGUUGUUGUUGUGAUUCACAGGAAGAUGAAACUCAUAGCUCGGGUUUUGGAGCCUCAGUCAGGGUGAUUAAUCAGCCACAGGCUGGACGUUUGGAUGAAAAAGCAUGGUGGAUGGGAGAUGACUGGUCGUGUCCUGAAUUGCUCCGUGUCCUUGUUGUGGUGUUGUGAGACGAGGAAUGCCUCUGAGAGAAUCGCCCUUUCCUAAUGGUUUCGUCGGGGCUCUUCACGCCCUGGGAUGGGGCCUCAUCUUCCCCUGCUUCUGGUUUCUGGACCGACUCAUCGCCGUGUGCGUGUCCACGACACUGGAGCGCAAGCGGAGACUGGAGGAAGAGUGCUACCUCCACCCACUCAAGAUCUUUUUUGGCUCACUGCUCUUCUUCUUCCUGUUCCUUAUCUCGGCGCCGUUUGCGUUGCUGGGUUUCCUGCUGUGGGCGCCGCUCCAGUGCGCACGCCGUCCCUUCUCUUACAGGCAGCGGAAGGUGACGAUUAAAAUGCAGGACCGUAACGCUGGAUGGGAGGAGUCUGGAAAGGUGACGUUUGGGUUUUUAAGUGCUAAUCUGUGCCUCCUGCCCGGGGGCCUGGCGCGCUUUAAUAACCUGGCUCACACGCAGAAGCGGGCGCUCGCCAUCGGGCGCAACAUCGUGCAGGGCGUGAGUCGUCCACAUAUCCGUAUUUUCGUCGACUCGCCAAGUAGCUGCGAAGCCUUGAGCUUGUCCUCCAGCCUCCUGAAUGCAGGCUCCGCCUCCUAUGGCUCUAAUGAAGCUCAGACACCACCAGUGACACCAGAACAGGAUGGUGACGUUCCUAAAAAUUCACAAGACCAGGUUGUGGAUGCUGAGAAAGAAAUCCUCCAAAUGUCCACUGGAGGCGCUGUACCAAGCAAUCACACGCACGAACUCCAGGUGAACGGAAACCACAUGAAGCCUUCGCAAGCAUUAAACACGCCUCUGGAGGUGUCGGCUCUGUUUCCAGCCAGUGUGGACAUGUUGUGUCUGCAGGAAGUGUUUGAUAAGAGGGCGGCGGCCAAGCUGGCUGACACUUUGUCUCCGCUCUUUGGUCACAUCCUGUAUGACGUGGGCGUGUACGCCUGCAGCUCCGGCUGCAACUUUAAGUUCUUCAACAGUGGCUUGUUGGUGGCCAGUCGCUACCCGGUGAUGGAGGCGCAGUACCGCUGCUUCCCCAACAGCCGAGGAGAGGACGCUCUCGCCGCAAAGGGCCUGCUCUGUUUGAAGGUACAAACAGGAUUACAGAAGGGCGAGAAGAACAUGGUGGGGUUUUUUAACUGCACUCAUCUUCAUGCUCCAGAAGGGGAAGGAGAGAUCCGAUGUGAGCAGCUGGAUAUGAUCACCAAGUGGAUCGCUGAGUUCCAGACCACAACCAGGCAGCAGGACGAGGUGGUGGUGUUCGACGUGCUCUGUGGAGACUUCAACUUCGACAACUGCUCGCCGGAUGACGAUCUGGAGCAGAAACACACUCUGUUUAACAACUACACGGAUCCGUGCAGAGCUGCAGCGGGCCGAGAGAAACCCUGGGUGAUAGGGACUCUAUUACAGCAGCCAACUUUAUACGAUGAGGACGUGAACACUCCAGAUAACCUGCAGAGGACUCUAGAAAAUGAAGAGUUGCGUAAACAGUACCUGGCGCCCCCCGUACCCCGGGGCGACACUCCUCACGUGUACCCCGAGCCCGGGGAGGCCUGGGUGGGCCGCCGCAUCGACUACCUGCUGUACAGAGAGAGCGCUCUGAGUGACUGCUGGCACACGGAAGUCGAGGAGUUUACGUUUGUGACGCAGCUCGCGACUUUAACGGAUCACAUCCCCGUCGGCCUGAGACUGGGUGUCACACUCGACUCCGCAGAAUCCUGAGCUGGAACACACACACGCACAACACAACAGGAAGUGAUCCGCACACAGAUUCUGUGCUACUCUUAGAGGUCCAGGACAAUACAAUUAAACAGCAGCUAAAAUGCAGAACCUUUUUGCGGUGCCAAUGUUUUAUAUAUCAGGAGAUAAAUCCUGACUUUACCACAAUAUUUUAUCAGGGUGGGGCUUCUGUCAGGUCUGAUCUAAUGAGGACACUUUUAUGGUUUGGGGUUCAUCACUAAUAAUUGGAUGACAUGAGAUGAAACUGACAUUGUGCACUCCUACACUAUGGAUUGCAUUAAAGUCGUUACUUCGUGCAUGGUUUAGAAUCACCGAGAGGCUCCGAGUUCACGGCAAUAAACCACCCUUUUCUUACUUUUUUCCUUUUUCUUUUCAUUCACACACACAGAUGAUUCCUGUAAUCUAUUUUAAUAAAAAGUGACACUUUUCAAA